AUGAGAACAACAGAGGAAAAAUACUACUCAAUUCAUGCGAACCAGAUGUUGAAGCAACAAUUCGCCAAAAUUGGCUACGGAAGCUUUGGCGUUGUCUGGAAGGGCAUUUAUAAAGGCGAUGUAGUAGCUAUUAAGCAAAUAAGAGGUGAUAUUGAGAUAGACACUCAAAUUAAGAAGGAAUCCGACAGUCUGGCAAAUAUCAAUGGGCAUGAGAACAUUGUCAAACUGUUUGGUUUUUCGACCUUCGACAAUGAAAGCUACUUGGUUAUGGAAUACAUGGCGGGUGGAUCACUGGCGGAGCUCUUGCACGAAAAAACGAAUAUUAAAUAUACACUUGGGGAAGGUAUUCACUGGCUAUACCAAGCAGCACAGGCAGUGGCCUACUUGCGUGCGAAUUCAGUAAGAGGUGCAGUCCAUCGAGAUGUGCAACCAGGAAAUAUGUUACUUGAUGGUGAACGAAAAAUAAUUAAAAUUUGUGAUUUUGGCUGUGUGCGAAAAGUGCAAACGGAAAUGAGCAGACAAGGGGGCAUUCCCGUGUAUUUGGCACCAGAAAUUUUCAAUGGCUAUGCAUAUACUGAGAAAUCUGAUGUGUACAGCUUGGGCAUUACGAUCUGGGAAGUUUUGGUGCGUAAGAUACCAUUUGAGGAACAAGUCGAGAAAUCUUAUAAUAUUAUGCUCUUAAGAGAUAUCGAUGAGAACGAUCUAAGGCCCCCUCUAAAGGACCUAACUGAUGCCGAAUGCCCCGAUGACAUUCAGACACUAAUACAGAAGUGCUGGGAUAAAGAUCCCAAAAAGCGUCCUUCUUUGCAAGGUAUUGUGGACAUUUUGCAGCUACAUAUUUUAAAAUGUUGAUGAUGAAAUGCUAUUUUUGAUUAGUUAAGAUAAGAAACUAGAAAUACAAAUUUACUAUAUUUAUUAUGCUCCUAAAUUGUAUUA
Messenger RNA from Drosophila grimshawi, 936 nucleotides. RefSeq names its product mitogen-activated protein kinase kinase kinase 7-like. The record is from RefSeq and is a predicted model, not a curated record. Bases 1 to 852 code for a protein of 283 amino acids. Lineage: Eukaryota; Metazoa; Arthropoda; Insecta; Diptera; Drosophilidae. Gene Ontology annotation, molecular function: MAP kinase kinase kinase activity; ATP binding; magnesium ion binding. The transcript has 6 exons. Gene Ontology annotation, biological process: positive regulation of canonical NF-kappaB signal transduction; protein phosphorylation; JNK cascade.